AUGGGCGCCGUCUCAGGGCUUCUGUUAAUCCUUAUUACGAUCUUCAUCCCACCUCUUGGUGUCUACAUGGUCGCAGGAUGUGGUGCUGAUUUCUGGAUUAAUGUCUGCUUGACCAUCCUUGGAUAUUUCCCAGGUCACAUCCACGCUUUCUACGUCGAAUACGUGUAUUACGAGCGCAAGGAGGCUGCGAGAGAGGGACGAUUCGUGGCGCAGAGAGCGCCGGGCGUGUAUAGUGAUAGGGUGCAGAGUGGUGGACAUGGGUAUGGGACGAUUGUGCAGCCUAAUGCUGCUUGA
This is a messenger RNA of Glarea lozoyensis ATCC 20868, 294 nucleotides long. RefSeq lists its product as uncharacterized. NCBI's taxonomy places the organism in Eukaryota, Fungi, Ascomycota, Leotiomycetes, Helotiales, Helotiaceae. The transcript is spliced from 3 exons. The record is from RefSeq and is a predicted model, not a curated record. Gene Ontology annotation, cellular component: membrane. Bases 1 to 294 code for a protein of 97 amino acids.